CUGGUUCUGGUUUAGCCUGUACAGUUUGCGCAGGGAACAGGAAGAGAGGGAGUGCGUGUGUAUGCGUGCGUACGUGAAGACCAAAGCUCUGUUUACCGUGGUAGGGACCCAGCGCAGCUAUGGGGAAUUCACAGAAGAAGGCCCCCGGUCAAGGUGAGGGAGGGGGCCCGAACUAUCAACCUGGGACCCCGGGAGGCAGGAGGAGUCAUGGGAAUACCACAGCCAACUCAAAGGAAGUCCAAGGGAAGAGCACGGCAGUGAAUGGCACACUUCCAGCCGACAACAACCAGGAUGGGUCUCAGUCAUGCAGUCCUGCCGUCAGACCUGGCGCUACGGAGAGCUGUAAUCUGGAUGCCCCAUGUGGGGCCCUUCCUCCACCACUCGCCCGGCUUAAAAAUGAGGGAAAUAUGUUGUUCAAGAACGGACAGUUUGGAGAUGCGCUGGAGAAAUACACACAGGCCAUCGAUGGAUGUUUAGAAGCUGGUAUUGACAGCCCAGAGGAUCUAUGUAUUCUGUACUCCAACAGAGCCGCGUGUUUCCUGAAAGACGGCAAUAGCUCGGACUGCAUUCAGGAUUGCACCAGGGCCCUGGAGCUCCACCCCUUUUCACUGAAACCUCUCCUCCGGCGAGCUUUAGCCUACGAGUCUCUGGAACGCUACAGCAAGGCCUAUGUGGAUUACAAGACAGUACUGCAGAUAGAUAUCAAUGUGCAGGCUGCUCAUGACAGUGUACACAGAAUCACUAAAAUGCUGAUAGAACAGGACGGUCCUGACUGGCGCGAGAAGCUUCCGGAGAUUCCAAUGGUUCCUCUAUCUGCCCAGCAGCACAGUAGAGAAGAACCCAGUGCUGAGGUUCUGCAGGCUCGAGCAGCCCGAGCAGAAGAAGAGAAGACCAGAAAAACAGAAGCUCGCUUUACACUCCUGAAACAACAAGGAAAUGACCUGGUGAAGAAAGGACAGUUUCAUGAUGCUGCGGUCAAAUACACUGAAUGUCUGGCCAUCAAAACCAGUGAAUGUACCAUCUACACUAACAGAGCGCUGUGCUAUCUCAAGCUUGAACGUUAUGAGGAGGCCAAACAGGACUGUGACUCUGCACUUGAGAUGGAGCCAAACAACAAGAAAGCGUUUUACAGACGAGCUCUGGCCCACAAAGGCUUGAAGGACUACCUGUCAGCCAGCACUGAUUUACAGGAAGUACUGCAGUUGGACCCAAAGGUGCAAGAGGCGGAGCAAGAAUUAGAGACGGUGACUAACCUGCUUAGAGAAACCCUGUUAACUGAUGCUCAAGGUUGACAGAAGCAAUAAAUUAUUAAAUAAACUAAAGCUACAGGAAGAACAGACCCUCCUUCAUUAAAUCCAGAAACGUUGGAUCCAGCGAGUCGGAGAAAUCCAGCUUGAGUCCUGGAAGUCAGAGAGCGCGUGGUCCCGUCAGGAGGAUCUAUUCAUCUUUAUGCAGACUGUCAUACGCUGCAACUAAAAUUUCCCUUGAAUCAAAUCUCACUUCUAUUUCUUCUAGAACUAUUGUUUCUGAUGCAAUGCUGACAACACAAAGCAUGCAAACAGUUUACUCUCUCUAACCAUGGCUUCAGUAGGCACAUAUGAGCUGGGCACAGAUGGGAAAGACUGCAAUUCUGAUGUGUGUAAGAGAGAAUGUGCCUUUCAUAUGAAGCUGUGGCUCACAUAUGGAGUGUUAUUACACUUAAGGACAAAUUGAACUGUAUAGAAAAUUUUAAUUUUUCAGGAUUUAAUAUAUUUUUAAUUGCUAUUCCAUUGUCCCAUGUAGUAGGAAAGUUGCUUAGUUAUUUUUGCUUGUUCAGCUGUACCACGAUUUCAUUACGCACAGAGAAAACAAGAUUUCACAAUAUGUGAAUGAAUGUAAACUAAAAUUAGAUCUAGUUUUUCUUCAGGAUGUCAGCAAAUAAUAAUAAUAUAUUUCAGAUGACCAACUUUGCAAGAGCUAAAUAAAUAAAUUGCUUUAUAAAGUU
Molecule: messenger RNA, 1984 nt
Organism: Misgurnus anguillicaudatus (oriental weatherfish)
Lineage: Eukaryota; Metazoa; Chordata; Actinopteri; Cypriniformes; Cobitidae
Gene: spag1a
Product: sperm associated antigen 1a
Cellular component (GO): cytosol
Molecular function (GO): protein binding
Source: RefSeq, a predicted model, not a curated record